AUGAAAACUGAUUGGCAGGCAGAAACGUGGACCGCUAGACUGGCCAAGCUGUACACGCUCGGUCUGAGCCACAGACUGAACACCGCAGUCCUCUACACUGCGAGGUUCUCGGUGUUUCCCGAUCCACUCAGCAGUUUGGAACUCAACAGCGCCCAGGCCUUCAUCUUGACUCUCUUCCGCAGCUUCCUGAUCGGCGAUGCUCCUGCUGUCUUCAGCCUCUUGCCGCUCAUCCCUCAGCUGCCUCAGCUGCAGUCGUCCUCUAUCGCAGUAUGGUUUCGAGAGGACUUCUUGUUCAGGAGACAAGACGUGACCAGAGCUCUGUCCUGGCUGGCCCAUUUCGUCAAGAAGGAGGGUCCUGUGGUCCCGUUGAACAUCCUCUUAGUCUUCAGCAGCCUCGAAGAAAAGUACCAAGUCUUCAGCAAAUUCAAGGAGACCGGUGACACGGUUGGUCAAGAAAUGCUGAUUUAUCUCAAUCCUUUGAUUAGCAAAGCGACUCAAGCUUUAAUCCAUGACGUGAAGGUAAAAUUAUAUAAGAUAUUGAGGAAUAUUUAA
Messenger RNA from Nezara viridula (southern green stink bug), 552 nucleotides. The record is from the annotation of a GenBank genome assembly. NCBI's taxonomy places the organism in Eukaryota, Metazoa, Arthropoda, Insecta, Hemiptera, Pentatomidae.